Messenger RNA from Pyrgilauda ruficollis (rufous-necked snowfinch), 1419 nucleotides. It is a transcript of the gene NAT9, whose product is annotated as N-acetyltransferase 9 (putative). Lineage: Eukaryota; Metazoa; Chordata; Aves; Passeriformes; Passeridae. Gene Ontology annotation, molecular function: N-acetyltransferase activity. The record is from RefSeq and is a predicted model, not a curated record. The transcript is spliced from 6 exons. Gene Ontology annotation, biological process: protein acetylation. Bases 444 to 1016 code for a protein of 190 amino acids.
GUAACGGGAAGGCCGCCGCGGUUGGUGCGCAUGCGUGGAAGGCGGUAGGGCGGGUGCGCGGUCCUGGAUCUCCUCCCCAGCCCCGGGGGUCCCGUCGGGAUGUGGGAGCCGGGAUUCGGGCGUGUUAGCGCGGCCGUAUUGGUGCGAGCUGGGAGAGCCGCACUGUGAGAGCCGCCUCUCGCUCCCGAAAGGCGCCAGGCCGCGUUGCCCCUUCCGUGGUCUCGCCGGAGACACGGAGCGGGGUGCGGCGUGUCUCCCUCAGUGCAGAGGCCAUGAAGAUUAACGAGGACAUGGUGCUGCGAGGAAAGAAGGUGACGCUGGUGCCCUACACCGCUGCACACGUGCCCCGAGCUGCUUUGUGAUGGCCUGACGCUGGAGCAGCGGGAGGGAUCUGCUGAGGUGCUGCCGUGGGGUGCAUUGCCAUUGCCAGGUACCACGAGUGGAUGCAGUCGGAGGAGCUGCAGCGCCUGACAGCCUCGGAGCCCCUCAGCCUGGAGCAGGAGUACGAAAUGCAGCGCAGCUGGCGGGAUGACGCUGACAGUGAGCAUCUGGGAUGCUUCCCGAGGGAGGGUGGGAGUGAGUGCACCUUCAUUGUGCUGGACUCGGCGCGCUGGCCUGGGCAGGCGGAGGAGAGCUCCAUGGUUGGGGAUGUGAAUCUCUUCCUCACCAACGCCGAGGACCCGACUGUGGGCGAGAUUGAAAUCAUGAUUGCAGAGCCCAGCUGCCGUGGCAGAGGGUUUGGCAAGGAGGCAACUCUGCUGAUGAUGGCCUACGGAGUGAGAAAACUGGGGAUCACCAAGUUUGAGGCUAAGAUUGGUCAGGAAAAUGAAGCCAGUAUCUGCAUGUUCAAAAAGCUUCACUUUAAGGAGGUUGCUGUGAACAGCAUUUUCCAGGAGGUGACGCUGAGGCUGGAUGUCAGUGACCAGGAGAGACAGUGGCUCCUGGAGCAGACAAACCACGUGGAGGAGAAGAGUUAUGCUGAACUGAAGCAGCCAGCUGGGGUGCUGGACACCUGACAGACACCUCCAGACACCAGCUGGGUUUCCAGGGAGAAGUUGGACCUUGUUGCUAAGUCUGGGUGUGGAGGACACCAGAGAGCCAGCACUGGAACUGUUCUGUUCCCCAACAGCUGAACUGUUCUCCUUCAGCUGCUUUCUCAUCUUGUCAGCUUUGCACUUUGCUCCACCAGCCAGGAUUACUGCCUGAAAUUUGGACCUGGGGAACAGCCACUAACUCACAGGUUUGGCUGGGAAUUACUCUUUGAUUUGCUGUUCCAACAGAGCUUAAAAUCACCAGCAGUUGAUUCCUGGACAAGCAGAAACUUCUCCCACUGCUCUCAAAUCCAGAUUCCUCAGCGAGGAGGUUUCAUAUACUGGCAGCUCAUUCUUUUUUACUCUUGAAUAAAAAAAAUCACAAAGA